AUAGCUUAACAAUACUUGACGAAUCGAAGACGGCCACAAAUUUUCACGUCUCUGCUGGUUCCCAAAAUAUAGAACGCCAACUUACACUGCAGUGUACAGACGAGAAACCACAGUUCUGUUGCUGAAGCUGACCUGUCGUUCCAUCAAUUUAAAAAGUUUCAUGAGACUGGCGUAAUGUCUGAGUCGCCGACCUUUCGCAGGCGCUCAAACAGGGGCAGUGACCCACAGCAUUCUGGGUACGUGUCAAUGGAGGAUGAUAAUCUAGAACACAGUGGUGUGCGAGGUGGACGUAGCUGUUGUCUGUGCACUCUCAUUAUUAUAUUACUUCUAGUUGCAGUUUUGAAUGCACUGGUUACUGCAGGACUUAUAUAUUUUCUGUCAGUUACACAUGAGGGAAUGUUGUCUUUGGAAUUCUUCCCUGGAGGAAAGUAUUUGAGAGUUUUAUCGGAUGUUGCAGUAGAAAAUCUUACGUUGCAUGACCAGCUUGUUGGUAGAAGUGGAAAAGAUAUUACUAUAUCUGGACAUGAGGUUGUAGUUGGACUUCCAGAUGGUGCUAAAUUGACUAUAGAUGGAAAUAAAACUUACCUUACAAGUGACAAGUUUGAAUUGAAGACCGAGGAUGGGAAACCACUGUUUGCUACGGGUUCACCUCUGAACCUUGACCUAUACCAGGUUAAAAAUCUUCGUGCACCAGCUAUAGAUGUAGGAUCAAUACAGUGUUUAUAUUCUGAGGACUUACAGGUGACAUCUAGCAGUAAGUUCCCAGACCUACUGAUAGAGUCUUUUGACAAAGCAUAUGUGAAAGGAAUGGAAGGAGUGCAGGUUGAAACUCAGGAAAACAUUGAAAUAGUCGCUCCAGAAAAAGCUAUUACUUUCAACUCUUUGCAAGACUCUUUGAAAUUCAACCAAGAGGAAGGCAUUUUCAUGGACCCAAAUCUUCCGUUAGAUGGCAAAGGAUCUUCUUCUAAAAAUGGGAACCAGCUGAAGCUGUGCGUGUGCGGCUCAAACGGAAGGGUGUUUGCUGUACCAGACCUUGGGGACAAAUCUGGGUGUCAUUUUGCUAAUGAGGAUAGAAACCCAUGUCUAGAUUAAGUAAAGGAGACAGAAAUGUGCAAACAGAUGACUUAAUUGUAGAACAUAUUGUUUCCACAAAUGACUUAAUUGUAGAACAUAUUGUUUCCACAAGAGAAUUUUAGUUGUAAGAACUAAAUGCAUUUCAGAUGUGUGGUGUUUAGACUCAAGACACAUGCACACAAUUGUAAUAGUACAUAAAAUCAUAAAACAUUUUAGGAUCUCACAUACUUGGUGCUAUUUUAUAUUUUUUUUCUUGAUAUCAUACAUAUACAUGUCAUGUUAAAUAAAAAAAUAUUUUGUAAUGAUGCAAUUUAACUUACUUUAAACCUAGAAAUGAAUGUUGUUCUGAUCAAGUUAUAUAAAUGAGCAUGGACUGUGGUGUAUGCACUUAAGCUGUAUAGUACCGUAAAAGUAACACUGUGGCAAACUUUAAAUGUCACGAUGGUGUCAGCCUACAGAAAUAUGCAAAAUAUUGCAGUUUGCAAACUUUUCUAGGUUUACAGUUUCAUUGUAAUAUAUGGAUAUUAAGUUUGUUGCCUUUUUAAAAGCUUAAAUUUUAGCAACAUGCAAUUUUUCUGAUUUAGCAUUGAAUUGAUAAUGAAGCACUGUAUUUGUCAAGAGUUGAUUUUAAGCUUACUAGGACAUGUUCAAGAAAGUGUGGGAGAGUUGAAGACAGUAAUGAGUGUAGGCAACUUUAAGACAGUGCUGGCAAAGUGAACACAGUGAGGGCAUGUUGAAAGCAGUUCUGGCAAGUUUAUCUUUGCCCCAAUUUACCUUGCCUGCAAUUCGGUUGAAUAUAAUAUAAAAUGCUGAUAACUAAAAGUGCCUCUAGUCAAAAACACAAUUUGUUAAUUUUACCAUUAUAUUAGAUAAGUUGCAGUGUUAAUCCAAGGAAGGUUUGCAUUUCUGCGAAAAUUAAAGCCUUCAGUGACUCCUAAUUUUAUGGAAUACAUUGAAGUAUUAUAUGCAUGUGCCAUAAUAUUAGUGCCAUAAUAUUAGUUAGUGCCAAAUUUAUUGCCAAUAUUUUUACACAAAGCAGUAUAUGUAUUUCUUUUAUAAAGCUGAUGUGAAUCAGUUUUGUUGUUUUAAGUGCCUUUCUAUUUUAUGAAGCUUCGGUUUUACCUCCAGUCUUUCAUAAUACCCUUGAUACAAAGUAUACGGGGACUAUAUUGGAGUAACACAUGUCUGUCUGUAGGUCCAUCUGUCCAGCCAUUGAGUCUGCACCAUAUCUUCUUAACAGCUGUGAAAAUAUUCAUCAAACUUGCAUCAAGAUAAUAUGCAGAGGGCACAACACAGUCGCUAGGUCCGAGGUCAAGGUCACAUUUUGAGAUAAAAGGUUUAAUAGCUUAAUGUUAUGUGUGCUCCAUGUAGUCUAGACCACUCAUAAAAAUAGCAUCAAUUAUUAACCGCAUCAAGACGAUGUGCGGAGUGCAUAACCCAGAUUGUUUGGUUUAUGGUCAAGGUCACACUUGGAGGUCAGGUGUCAAAUAGCUUAACCUUGGUACACUCCAUACCUUCUAAAUUGCUUGGAAGAUUUUCAUAAAACUUGCGACAAAUAUUUACCUCAUCAAAACAAUGUGCAGAGUGCAUAACUCGGGUCACUAGGUCCAAGGUCACACUUUGAAGUCAAAGGUCAAAUAUCUGAACUUCAUAUCUGCUGUGUUAUCUUUUAAACCACUCAGAAGAUUUCAUAAAACUAACAUAAGAUCUUAACCUAAUCAAGACGACUUGCGGAGUGCAUAACAACGUACACUAUGUCCAAGUUCAAGGUCACAGGUCAAAUAGCUGAAAUUUGUGUCCGCUCCAUUGCGUCUAAACUGCUGGUAAAAUUUUCAUAAAAUUACCAUUUCAUCAAGGUGACAUGCAGGUCACUAGGUCAAGGUCACAUUUGUAGGUCAAAAGUCAUAGAUUAAUCUUGUGUCUGCUCCAUAUAGAGAUUUUUAUUAAACUGGCAUCAUAUGUAGCCUCAGGUCUGAUGUAACGGUUACAAGCAUAAUCGUGUCGGUAUAGCUUUUUGUGUCAAGAGGUUUUUGUGCCCGCCUCCACCUCCCCCAUGAGUGGUGGGGGCAUAUAGAUUUGCUCUUGUCCGUCCAUCCGAAGUUCGUGACACGCAUAGCUCAAAAAGUAUUUGAUAUAAAUUAAUGAAACCUUACAUGAGUCUUUAUCAUGAUAUGAACUUGCGUACCUCCUAUUUUUCAUCUGGGUCCGCCCCCUAUUUCUAGAGUUAUGGCCCCUGAAAUAGUCAAAAAUGCACAUUUUCACCUUGUGACACGCCUAGCUCAAAAAGUAUUUGAUAUAAAUUAAUGAAACCUUGCAUGAGUCUUUAUCAUGGUAUGAACUUGCGCACCUCUUAUUUUUCGUCAGGCUCCGCCCCCUAUUUUUAGAGUUAUGGCCCCUGAAAUAGUCAAAAAUGCACAUUUUCACCUUGUGACACGCUUAGCUCAAAAAGUAUUUGAUAUAGAUUCAUGAAACCUUGCAUGAGACUUAAUCAUAUGAACUUGCGCACCUCCUAUUUUUCAUCUGGAUCCACCCCCUAUUUCUAGAGUAAUGGCCCCUGAAAUAGUCAAAAUGCACAUUUUCACCUUGUGACACGCCUAGUUCAAAAAGUAUUUGAUAUAAAUUGAUGAAACCUUGCAUGAGUCUUUAUCAUGGUAUGAACUUGCGCACCUCCAAUUUUUCGUCUGGCUCCGCCUCCGAUUUUUAGGGUUAUGGCCCCUGAAAUAGUCAAAAAUGCACAUUUUCACCUUGUGACACGCCUAGCUCAAAAAGUAUUUGAUAUAGAUUCAUGAAACCUUGCAUGAGUCUAAAUCAUGAUAUGAACUUGCGCACCUCCUAUUUUUCAUCUGGGUCCGCCCCUUAUUUCUAGAGUUAUGGCCCCUGAAAUAGUCAAAAAAUGCACAUUUUCACCUUGUGACACGCCUAGCUCAAAAAGUAUUUGAUAUAAAUUGAUGAAACCUUGCAUGAAUCUUUAUCAUGAUAUGAACUUGCGCACCUCCUAUUUUUUCUAUCUGGGUCCGCCCCUUAUUUCCAGAGUUAUGGCCCCUGAAAUAGUAAAAAAAUGCACAUUUUCACCUAAUUAUGUGCCUCACUCAAAAAGUAUUUAAUGUAAAUUCAUAAAACCUUGCUUGAGUCUUUAUCAUGAUGUGACCUUGCACACUUGGCAUUCUUCUUGAGAAUUUUAGCGUUUAUUACAGAGUUGUGGCCCUUGAAAUAGCCAAAAUAGUGGAUUUUUUGUUUGUGAUGCUCAUAGCUCAAAAAGUAUAUGGUAUAGAAUAAUGAAUCCAUUUCAUAAUUUUUUUUUGAGGCUAUACCCCAUUAAGACUGCAAACAUUUGAAUGAUUUCCCCUUAUUUGUGACAAAUGUACUAGUGGGGGGCACACCCUGUGUCCUACAGACACAUUCUAGUUUUUGUUUAUUUUUUCAUGAUUAUUAUGCAUGGUUAUAUAAUUAGACCACUUUUAUAAUUUUCUUUUUAUCCAAUUUGGAUACCUUUAUUUAUGAACACUUUAUAAUGUUAUGUUGUUAGUUUUAAAACCUUGGGCAUUAUGAAUUAUUUGUACUUGCAGUAAGUACUUUAUGUCAUAUUAAAUUGUUGUGUUAGAUCUUAUUCAUUAUUGUAAAAUGCUUUAGUUUGUAGUAGAAUAUUUAAAUAAAGACAUUUGUAACAGAAUUUUUCAUCAUGUUUUCCCAGUGGGUACAAGGGACUGUUAUAUGGCCUGAUGUUUUUGCUGUAUUGUAUUGGGACUUUUCUCUUCAUGCAGUUGCAAGGUCUGACCUUACCUAGACCUAAUAAACAAGGAGGUAUCUUCAAAAUUUUAUGGUUGGAUUGAACUAAAAUUUAUUUAAUUUUAGAACCCAAGGAGGUAUUGAUAUAGAUACUUAACAAGAGUUACAGAGCGAUGACCUUUGAACCCUAAAUGUGACCUUGACCUUGAAGCAAGACACCCAGUACAUCCGCUCUAUACGAUGUGGUGAACAUUUGUGUCAAGUUUCUUUGAAAUCCUUAAGGGGUUCAAGUUACAGAGCGAUGACCUUUGACCCCCUAAAUGUGACCUUGACCUUGAAGCGAGACAUCCAGAACAUGCGGUCUGCACAUCGUCUUGAUGUGGUGAACAUUUGUGCCAAGUUUCUUUACAAUCCUUCAAGCAGUUCAAGAGUUACAGAGCGGACACAAAACACACUCAUAUGACUAUUGAUCCCCAAGGGUGACCUUGACCUUGAAGCAAGCUAUCCAGAACAUGCACUCUGCAAGUCGUCUCGAUGUGGUGAACAUUUGUGUCAAGUUUCUUUGAAAUCUUUCAAGGAGAUCAAGAGUUACAGAGCAGACACGAAACACACUCAUAUGACCUUUGACCCCUAAAUGUGACCUUGACCUUGAAGCGAGCCAUCCAGAAC
Molecule: messenger RNA, 5469 nt
Organism: Mercenaria mercenaria
Lineage: Eukaryota; Metazoa; Mollusca; Bivalvia; Venerida; Veneridae
Exons: 8
Coding region: 175-1092 (305 amino acids)
Biological process (GO): muscle organ development
Cellular component (GO): sarcolemma; sarcoglycan complex
Source: RefSeq, a predicted model, not a curated record